This is a messenger RNA of Dentiscutata erythropus, 1224 nucleotides long. The record is from the annotation of a GenBank genome assembly. NCBI's taxonomy places the organism in Eukaryota, Fungi, Glomeromycota, Glomeromycetes, Diversisporales, Gigasporaceae.
AUGUCAAGUACUAAUGGUCCUAAUUUCGAUCAUGGGGAUAUUGCCUGGGUUUUGGCCUCCACAGCUUUAGUGUUUAUCAUGGUUCCGGGUGUAGGUUAUUUCUAUAGUGGUAUGGCCCGUAGUAAGAAUGCUUUAUCUCUUAUCAUGCUAAGUGUGUUAUCAGUUGCUGUUGUAUCUGUUCAGUGGUGGUUACUUGGUUUUAGUUUAGCUUUUGGUUCAUCUUCAAGUCAUUUCAUCGGAAAUCUUGAUCAUGCUUUCUUGAGAGAUGUAGAUAAUAGAACUACUUCUAUGGGCGUCACUACUAUACCUAGUGAUGUAUAUGCAAUUUAUCAAUGUAUGUUCGCCGCUAUCACUCCUGCUUUAGCCAUUGGUUCUGCCGCUGAACGUGGUCGUAUUAUUCCUAUGAUCAUCUUUAUUUUCCUUUGGUCUACUUUAGUUUAUGAUGUAAUUGCUUGUUGGACUUGGAAUCCUGAUGGUUGGGCUUCUAAAAUUGGUGUUUUAGAUUAUGCUGGUGGUACCCCUGUUCACAUUGCUUCAGGUUCUGCUGCCCUUGCUUAUGCUAUAGUUCUUGGUAAACGUAAUGGUCAUGGAACUGAUGAAUUUAAACCUCAUAAUGUUGCUAAUGUUGUUCUUGGUACUUCUUUACUUUGGUUUGGUUGGUUCGGUUUUAAUGGUGGUUCUGCUUUAGCUGCUAAUGGUCGUGCUGCUAUGGCUUGUGUUGUUACAAAUUUAUCCGCUUCUGUAGGUGGUCUUACUUGGUGUUUAUUGGAUUUUCGUUUAGAAAAAAAACUUUCUGCUCUUGGUUUUUGUUCCGGUGCUGUAGCUGGUCUAGUAUCAAUUACUCCUGGUUCUGGUUAUGUUGAUUAUCCUUCUGCUGUAGUUUUCGGUUUUCUUGGUGGUUUUGCUUGUAAUAUGGCUGUUAGACUUAAACAUGUUUUUAAUUAUGAUGAUGCUUUAGAUGUAUUUGCUGUACAUGCUGUUGGAGGUUUUGUUGGUAAUAUUCUUACUGGUAUUUUUGCUAAUGAAUCAAUUAUUAAAAUGAUUGAUCCUACAUUAACUGGUGGUGGUUGGAUAAACAAAAAUUGGAUGCAAGUUGCCUAUCAACUUUCCGAUUCUGUUGCUGGUGAAUUGGCUUAUUAUCACGUUGAUAAACUAGUUACUCAUACUAAAAGAACUAGUGGAAAUGGUUAUGAUGACUCCGUUAAACAAUCAACAAUGAUGUAA